Molecule: messenger RNA, 7128 nt
Organism: Trematosphaeria pertusa
Lineage: Eukaryota; Fungi; Ascomycota; Dothideomycetes; Pleosporales; Trematosphaeriaceae
Exons: 4
Coding region: 290-6982 (2230 amino acids)
Molecular function (GO): ATP binding; ATP-dependent chromatin remodeler activity; methyltransferase activity
Source: RefSeq, a predicted model, not a curated record
CUCAUCUUUUCAAUCACUAGGGUAUGAUUGGCGUCUUUUUUCAACUCUGUAAAGGAGUCUGUGCAAGAGUCGCUACAGCACGUGAUCGCGUUAGCGCGGGCGCGACACGGCGGGACGCGUGCAUAUUGUGGUGUCUCACCUGCACGAGCUUUUUCUUACCCUUACCAACGAUCCCCUCUCAAUUGGGCACCAAUCUUUUGGGUUUUGGUUCUCUCUUACACGACUACACUUUGUUGUCCAUGUGCGACUGCCAAACGCACCUUUCGAACGCGUCUUGUGGAUUCAUGGGAUGUCGUCGAUCCCCCAAUUGUCCGCCAAAGCGAAGAAACGACCGCGAAGGGCAUCGUCUUUGAGCUACGAUGGCGACACGAUACAUGUCGCCAGCGCUCAACCAAAAGCGGAGUCUAGCUUUGCCGUGCAAUCACCUCGGACACCCUUGAAGGAGACAGCGGGAGGAGCCAAAACUACCAAAAGAAGUCGAAUCGUGACACACGUCGGGAUUAAGCGCCAGUCACAAUCCCCGUCCCAGCCAUUCCAAUCUCGACUAGCGUCCGCUCAUUCAUCGUCCACUCGUCAACUGCACGUACCGUCAUGGCGGCGGCUGGGUAUCGAGCUCAAGCCCGAGAGACGACUUCACAACGAUUAUGCGUCCCUCUUAAGAGAGCCUCCCCUCAGAAGCAUUCAUAAUGCGGCGGAUAGCGGUUAUGCGUUGCCUGCGGUGGCUACGGAUGGUCGACAGGACGGCGACAUCGACUUAAGCCCGGUGCGCGUUGGUGUGCAAAGUACCCAUUUAGCCAGUCUUUCAGCUGGAAGUGAGGGGCAUGAGGUCCUCGAAGAUACGGAGCUGGUCAUUAGCGAAUUGGAAUCCAGUCCAAAGCACAGUCAGUCUACCAGACUGCGACGCCGCGCUGCUAGGGUAUCAUACGUGGAAGCCCCAAUUAAUGACGCUUCAGAUAGUGAAGAUAUCGAGGACAAGGCAACCGCAUCGGACAGCUACACUUCCCCAGCAUCGGACAACGAGAGCGAAUCCAUGGAUGCCGCAGAAUCUUCUGAGGCCACAACUCUGACAGAUGAAGAGGCAGUAGAUAAUGCCUUCACCAGACCGAGGAAGCGGAAGAGUACGACAUCAAGGAAGGCUUGCGGCAAACCGAAACCAGGCAAGGGCGUCGAUCUAAGUCUUCCACCUUUGGACAAUGUUGAAGACAUCUUUGGGGACAUGGCCUCACAAGCUCUCCACCUCGGCCUAGGCGAAGCGUUGGAAAACGUCAGACGUCCGCUGAACGUAGCCACUAUGCUCUCUGGGACGGAGUCGCCUCUCAUUGCCCUAGAUUUGCUCUCGAAAGCUCUCGAGAAGAAAGGGAGGCCUUCAAUACGCGUGAAUCACCAUUUCAGCGCCGAGAUCGAUGUUGUUAAGCAAGGCUAUAUCGAGCGCAACUUUCGCCCGAAGAAGCUCUUCCGAGACGUCCGCGAAUUCAUCCCGGACGAUGCCAAAACCGCAAUGACGGCAUAUGGAGCAGAAGAAUCAAUCCCAGGUGAGCUUGACAUUCUGAUUGCCGGUUUCGUCUGCAAGGAUCUGUCUCGACUCAACAACCAUCAGAAGGGCCUAGAUGAUGAAGGGCAGUCAGGUGACACUUGGAGGGCCAUCUACUCCUACAGCAAGCGGUUCAGGCCAAGUGUCGUAUUGAUCGAGAAUGUCCAGAACACCAUCAAAUUCUGGGACAGCUUCGAAAGCAAGUGGGCCGCCAUCGGAUACGAAUACGCCUGGAUGACCUGCGAUACUAAGAAUUACUACAUCCCGCAGACACGGAACCGGAUGUACAUGGUCGCAAUCGAACGGUUCCUUUUCGGAGAAAACGUCGAUGGAGCCGUCGCGCAAUGGAAGCACACGAUGCGGAAGCUGCAGCGUCAGUGCAGUAGCCCUUUCGAUGCCUUUAUAGCCAACGAUAAUUCGGAUCAGUACGAGUACAGCAGUCUUGCUUCUGAGCCUCACUGGGCUCGGUGCAAGUUACGAUAUGAUCAGAUCCGGUCAGAGCAACGGUUGGGCACUCGGCGGCCAGUAACGCGGUGGAGCGAGAAUGGGACUGUACGGCCCCCUGAUUUCGCUAAUCGUAAAUUUUAUCUUUCCCAAUCGUCAAGAGUGUACGAUUGCAUAGACGUCGCGCAUCUUCAAGGUGUUCAGAAAGGGUUUGAUUCCCUGCACAAGAUGGCCAUUUGGGACGUAUCGCAGAACGUCGACCGUUUCAUGGCUAACAAGGCUAACUUCGGGAUUGUUUCCUGCAUUACCCCCAAAGGAUGCAACUUUGUCAGUAAUAAGCAGACAGCCCUGACAGGUAGUCAGCUUCUAUUACUCCAAGGCAUGCCUUACGAUAAGCUUCUCUUCGCGAACGAGACACAGAAAGAUCGCCAGGACCUUGCUGGAAAUGCCAUGACUACGACUGUUAUCGGCGCAUCAAUAGUGUCUGCUCUGAUUUCGGGCAGCAAAGCUUUUCGGAGAGUCACUCCGCCCGAAAGUCCAGACUCUAACACUGUCGAUAGACGGAAGGUCGCGCUCAUAGAGGCAAAGGGGAUGCAGAAGCAGGUUCAACCACCCCCAGAUGUUCCGUCAAUAGAUAUUGGUGAACUGAUCGAGGACGCAAAACUCAGUUCGCGGCUUUGCAACUGUGAAGGGACGAGACAACUUUCGAAAGCGGUCGUGCGCAUCUGUAGCCAAUGCGGGCAUACAGCUUGUUCAGACUGUGCCGGCAACCCGUCACACAACUAUGGGACCACAAUCACGCCUAGUCAACGGAAGCAAACCCCAGGCGACUUCGAACGGAAAUGGUGGCCUCACUUUCCAGCUCGCCUAAAGUUUAGCGACUUUCCCGGAGCUAGAAAACUCAAGACUUACCUCAAGCCCUCGGGCGGCAACGCUUGGGAAGCCUUCGUCAACCGAUUUGAUGAUUCGGACAUCCAAUCGCAGUUCUUCUCCAUCUACGAAUUUAAGCGACUCGACAAGUGUUGGAAGGUUUCCUAUGCGUCGCCUGAAGCAAUCUUGGAGCUUCUCGUCGCGGAUCAGAUCCAGUGGCGGCUGUACCUCCUAUGCCCAGCUUCUGAACCAGGGAAUAGUCCUCUUCGAAAAGCUCUCUCGCAGCCGCUCGCUCGUGGCUUUGUUCAGUCAAACAUCCUCAAUCCAGUGUGGCAACUGUACAUCCCUCAAGCCAGCCUAAGUACGCUACAACUGUCUGGUUCCCCGGAGCGAACCAACUCAUGGAGGAGCCGCCUAGGGCUCCCAGAAUACAAAGCUGAGACAGUGCCGCUUCAUCUCCAGGUUAAGGGCGAUUCUGACCAGAGUAACAAACUCACGGGGCGGUACAGCCUACUUCCGCACUGUGGAACGGCAGCCUGCAGCCUAUAUAAGGCCGACAAGGCUAAUGGCAGUGCUCUUUACCUGUUCCUUGAGCAAGACCCGAUUGGUCCCAGCCAUGAGGAUUCGUUUACUUUCAGCUACAAUUGCCGCCGACUGUCGUACGGCGAGGCACGAAGUAUAGAGGCCCGCAUUGAUCCAUCAUGGCGUCCGUGGAAUAUGACUUCUGGGGCCGCUUGCAACGUCAAGGCUACCAUACCUGGAUUCUGGGCAUCUGAUAAAGUUACUCUUGUAGAAGCGGAUUUGCGCAUCAAAGUUCGAAUACCGUCAGAGUCGGCGUUAUCAGCAUCAUCAGAGUCGUGGGGUGGUGACUGCUCCCGUGCAGUCACCAUCCUGGACAUCAAGGCAAAGGAGCUUCUCAACACAGAGAAUCUCUCCCAGUAUGCCUGGGUACUUGGACGAGCGAAAACUCUUCCCUCAUUCACGGAAUGGCAGUAUAUCAAUGUCAACCGCCCCCAAGGAUGCGGGUGCUCGCCUACCUAUCCACGUAUCCUGUGGAGCGUCGACGACGAUGGUGCAGCCACAGCACAUGAGGAUCGUCAAGCUGCGGCGCUUUUCGAACGCACGCUCAAAACCCGCUGCCCUAUCUUCCAUAUCAGCCCUUCUAGCUCUUCGACAACCAAAACGCGCAUCCAAGUCGGCGUCAACAUAUCUUCCCUGAUGCAUCGAGCCAGGAACAGACUGACCACGACGGCGCACACCAGUGCCUGGAGGCUCGUAACAAAUCAUGGGGCCUCCGCUCCGAUACGAUUUCCCCAACUCCAUCUGCAGAGCAAUACAUCCGAUACCCCGUAUGCUGGCCCGCUUAGACUCAAGUACGAGCUUGGCGAGGCCCAGGAGCGGGCCUUGACUUGGAUGAGGGCCCAAGAAUCAGGGAACGAAUUAAAGCUCGUGGAGGUUGAGGAAGCCAUACAUCUUGAGCUUGGGUGGAGGGCCGAAGCGAAGGCGGAAGCCGUUGUCAACGUUCGCGGCGGUGUCCUAGCUGACCUUCCAUCGUUCGGCAAGACGGUCACUACCAUAGCUCUCAUCAACAGUGAGUUCACGCAACAUAUGCCUGAAACCAUUCUCAAGCAGAACCGCACAGAGUCUACGCCUAGCCUGAUUGACUUAGCGGCCACGUUGAUCGUAUGCCCACCCCACAUUGCUCCACAAUGGCGAACUGAGUUGGAGAAUUGCUUAGGCGCCAACCAGUACAACAUCUACAACGUUCUCCUUCUAGAGCGCUUCUCGGACCUGCAGUCCUUGACCAUGGAGGAGUUCCGGAAAGCUAGGGUCAUCAUCGUAUCCUGGAGUGUCUUCGCGGAUGAGGAGUACAUAUCCCAGCUCGCAAGUUUCUCUGCAAUGCCCCUACCCGCUGUCACAAAGGGUCGAGCCUUCAACGCCUGGUUGGAUUACAUGUCACAGCACAUGCCCGACCGCAUGCAGGCAUUCCUAAGCCUGAGCACAUCAGAUUUUGGUACCACUACGCGGAAACUGCUCGGAGAGCGAUUGGCACAUCCAGACUUUAGAGCCACAGUGCCGCUCAAAGUCGAGCGUGGCAGUGCUUAUCAAUCCUUCAACGCCAUAAACGCGCUAAAACGGUCUGAGUCCAAAAAGGCAUCCCAAGUCAAAAGAAAGAGCUCUCCAACUAACAGCCGCGCACCUGGAUCAGUCCCUCUCUUCCAGAUGUUCCACUUCAACCGGAUCGUGGUAGACGAGUAUCACUACCUGCACGAUAGCAAGAACAGCGAGAACUAUACGGCCUGUGCUGCGAUCAAACGCAUUUCCGCUCCCAAACGAUGGAUCAUAUCUGGGACUCCUGCCUUGGCUAAUUUUUCAGAUGUCAACCAAAUUGCAUCUUUUCUCGGGGUCAAGCUCGGCAGGGACGUUUAUGGGGACGGCACCGCGGAGUCGGAGAAGAAGCAUAUGGCUGAACAGACCGAUGUUGAGAAAUUCUUGUCGCGCACAGAGACCAUGUCGCACUAUUGGCACAAAGCGCGCCAUGAACGAGCGCAAGACUUCCUCGAUCGCUUUGUCCGACGAAACGAACCAUCCCUUCAACACAUCCACUGCUCAGAGGUCCUUCGGCCUAUAGAUCUCGGUGUUGCACACCACGUCGUAUACCUCGAGCUCUCGCAGUAUCUGAUCUCGCAGCGGAUGCAGAUCAAGAGGCCUAGGAACAAGCCUGGCUCAGACCGGGUCGAAAGGCUCAAUGCUAGUUUGAGUAAUUCUGCGACGGCCGAAGAAGCCCUUCUAAAGAAUACGCUCUUUCAUCGAACGGUGAGUGGAAAGUCUGGCCUGGAAGCGCUGAUAGAGACACGACAGGAGCAGCGCGAGAGCACCCAAGCGGAUCUCCUGACGAUUGCGAAAGACCUGAAAGAAAAGUGCCUAGAGAGGUUGAACGACACGGCAGAAGACUACUACCUCAGCUUUAAGCGAGACAUGGACUCUGGUAACAUGCUUGGCGACGAGGUUGCCCGCCAGUGCGUUCGGACGUUGCUCGCUCAUGCAGAGGAGGCUUCAACGUCGACUAAGCGAACGAGCAAGAGAGUCACGUCUCAGAAGGAGCUGACGCAGCUCAAAGACCUUGCGUCAGAGCUACGUUCCACGGCUCAGGAUUUGACUCUCAUGGUCAGAGCUGAGAGAUUCGUCGCUUCCAUAAAGCCCCUACUUCCAUUUCUUAUCCAAGGUGGUCAAGAUGCUCAGCAACACACCUGUGACUCUUCUGGAUGCCCCGGGACCGCGGACUUUUCUCAGCUCUUCCUCAUCCCUCACUGCGGGCAUACGGCGUGUCAAGCUUGUGUACAAGCGAGAGCUGACACCGAGGCUUGCGUACACAUGGGUUGCGAGGUGCCCGUGCAGAGCAGUAACUUGAUCAAAGUGUCAAACCUGCAAUCUUCGAAAGAGAAGUUGUCGAAGAGCUUUGGGAAGAAGCUGGAUGCCGUGUGUAGGUUGAUCAAGACCACUCCUCGGGGUGAUCAGUGUCUGGUGUUCGUACCCAAUGACGAGGCGGUGGGCUCUGUGGAAGAGGUCUUCAAUAGUCAAUACAUCUCGUACCAUUCAGUCGGCAAAGGCCGGAGCGCUGCGAAGCUUAUAGAAGACUUCAGGACCAACAAGGAUCCGACGAGCAGGAAGAAGGUGCUUAUUCUUGAUCUCGCAAGCGAGUCUGCAGCCGGCGCCAACCUUGUGAACGCCAAUCACGUUAUCUUCGUGUCUCCGCUGCUCGCAAAAAGCCAAUACCAGUACGACUCCGCCAUGGCACAGGCUAUCGCCAGGUGCCGGCGAUACCGUCAAGAGAAGAAGGUGCACAUCUACCACUUCGCCGCCCUGCAGACCAUCGACGUCGAUAUCUUGGAGCACCAACACAAGCGGUUCGACGCCAUUCACGGCCCGGGAUCACCAAUGCAGACGCCACCGAAGUCCAGUAAGAAAGAGAAGACCCGACUGGUGCGGAAUGUCGAGGGUGCGAUGGCUCUGCUGCCAGUCUCCUGGCUCGCGAAUGAGACAUAUCGCGAGAUGAUGGGUAUCGAAGAGGAGGACCCACCAAGUUUCACGUCACUGAUCAGUUUUUCAGAGAUGUUUGAGGACGGCGACGAGUAGCGCUUCGACUUCUCAUGUCGGCGGCCGAGACCUUCCUUUGUACAUUGUACAUCAAAAUUUGUGGCAAAAUUUCGGUUUGUGAGUUCGGCGAUGCUUUACUAGUCAUGCCCGCAUUAUACCCAAUAUAUUUUAAUUCGCAGCUUUUC